AUGUCUCGCUUCUUCCGUGCAGGAGAGAGCGACUCUGAUGAGACAGAGUCAGAUUACUCUGAUGAGCUGACCCAUUCCGAGUCUGAGGACCAUUCCGAUUCCGACUCUGACGGUUCGUCCUCGGACGACGACGAUGCCGCCAAGAAGACUGGUGGUCGUGGUCGUCUCUUUGAGGGAUCCUUCUCUGAUUCUGACAGCGAAGACGACACCGUUCGUGUUGUCCGUUCUGCAAAGGAUAAGCGGUUCGAGGAGAUCGAGCAGGCUGUUUCUUCGAUGAUCAAUGGUCAAAAGAUCAAUGACUGGGUCUCUGCUCAGAAUGAAUUCGACCGUGCCAACAAGGGUCUCCAAAAGGCUGCUGGUAUCAUCGCCCAGACCGGUGUUCCCAAGUUCUACGUCAGAGCCGUUGCUGAUUUGGAAAAAACCAUCCAGGCAGCUUUGGAGAAGGAGAAGUCCUCCACCAAGAAGAUGAACGCCUCCAACGCCAAGGCCUUGAACUCGAUGAAGCAAAAGGUCAAGAAGAACAACCGCCUCUACGAGAAGGAGAUCCAGGAGUAUGAGAAGAACCCCGAGAGCUACGUCGACGAGGAGGUUGUCGAGGAGAAGCCCAAGGUCAAGAAGCCCAAGAAGGUUGUUGUCUCUGACUCUGAGGACAACUCCGAUGCUGAGGCUGCCGAUGAUGGUUUCACCCCUGUCGGCGCUGGUGGAAAGGCUGUCGAGUUAAACCAGGAGAAUAUCUACAAGAAGUUGAAGGAAAUUUCCGACGCUCGUGGAAAGAAGAACACUAACCGCGAGGAUCAGGCCCGCAUCUUGGAGAGACUUCUUGCCGUUGCCAACUCGCCUUACCAGAAGAUCCGUGUCCUUUUGGCUUUGAUCUCAGCCCAGUUCGACUUUCCUAUUGGCGCCUCUGGCUACAUGACUAUUCCUCUCUGGAAGCAUGCUGACAAGUACUUGAACCUCCUGUUGACCAUCUUGGAGGCUAGCCCAGAGUAUAUUGUCAAGGAGGAUGUCCCAGAGGAGGACGAGGAGACCGACAAGGACCGUGUCCCCCAGAACGGCGAGCCCGUCUACAUCCAGGGUUCCCUUGUUGCCUUCAUUGACCGCUUGGAUGAUGAGUUCACCAAAUCUCUUCAGAACAUCGAUCCCCACACUACCGACUAUGUUGAUCGUCUCAAGGAUGAGGUUGGACUUUACUCUGUCAUUGUCCGCUCCCAGGCCUACUUUACUCGCCUCCAUUUGACCGACUCUAUCAGCCGCACUACCAUGAGACGUUUGGAGCACUUGUACUUCAAGCCUGAUGUUGUCAUCGUUGCUGUCGAGAACGCUACCGCUGCUCUCCUGCCUGCCAGCAUUGCCAGGCCCAACCAGGAUUCGUCGGCUCUCAUUCACGAUCUCUGCGUCUUCCUCUACAAGAACGCCACCUCUCUCCUCCGUACCCGCGCUAUGCUCUGCCACAUCUACCACCACGCCCUUCACAACCGAUUCUUUGUUGCCCGUGACAUGCUCUUGAUGUCGCAUUUGCAGGAGACUAUUCACCAAGCUGACGUGACCACCCAGAUCUUGCACAACCGCGCCAUGAUCCAGUUGGGUCUUUGCGCUUUUCGCGAGGGUAUGAUCAAGGAGGCUCAAACCUGUUUGCAGGAUAUAUCUGGAACCGGUCGUGUCAAGGAGCUUUUGGCCCAGGGACUCUCCCUCCAGCGAUAUGGCGCUGCUACCCCUGAGCAGGAGAAGCUUGAGCGUCAGCGUCAGCUUCCCUUCCACAUGCACAUCAACUUGGAGCUCUUGGAGUGCGUCUACUUGACCUCCUCUAUGCUCCUCGAGAUCCCCAACAUGGCCCAGGCUGGCAGCAACCCCGACGGUCGCAAGAAGGUCAUUUCCAAGCCCUUCCGCCGCAUGCUGGACUACAACUCUCGCCAGGUGUUCACUGGACCUCCUGAGAACACUCGUGAUCACAUUAUGGGCGCUGCCAAGGCUCUUUCUAACGGCGAGUGGCAAAGGUCGGUUGAGCUCAUCAAUGCUAUCAAGAUCUGGGAGCUGAUGCCCGAGGCUUUGAAGAUCAAGGAGAUGUUGGGCCGCAAGAUUCAAGAGGAGGCUCUCCGCACCUACUUGUUCGCCAACGCCUCCCAUUACUCUUCGGUUAGCCUUGAUCAACUCGCCAAGAUGUUUGAUCUUCCCCUCGCCUCAGUGAUCUCUAUUGUGUCAAAGAUGGUAUGGAACGAGGAGCUCUCUGCUAGCAUCGACCAGGUCAGCAACGUUGUUGUCUUGCACCAUGUCCAGCCUAGUAAGGUCCAGUCGCUUGCUCUUGCCUUUGCCGAGAAAGCCGCUGGAUUCGUUGAGGGUAACGAGAAGCUGUUGGAGCUCAAGACUCCUCAGCAGGCUGAGCGUCCCAAGAAGGGACCCAAUGCCAACAAGGAGCAGGCUACUGGUAAGCAGCAGCAGCAACGCACCAUGGGACCCCGUGGUAGUCGUGGAGGACGUAAUCAAUUUAACAAUGGACUUGGCAACAGCGUGCGGGGCGGCCGCAAGUAA
Messenger RNA from Linnemannia hyalina, 2526 nucleotides. The record is from the annotation of a GenBank genome assembly. NCBI's taxonomy places the organism in Eukaryota, Fungi, Mortierellomycota, Mortierellomycetes, Mortierellales, Mortierellaceae.